This is a messenger RNA of Didymodactylos carnosus, 2348 nucleotides long. The record is from the annotation of a GenBank genome assembly. NCBI's taxonomy places the organism in Eukaryota, Metazoa, Rotifera, Eurotatoria, Philodinida, Philodinidae.
AGUCCACUAGGUUUCGGCUCGAAAGCGAUUUGACAGUUGGAUAUGUUUCCUCGUCAGUCAGUUUUCGAGCUAGAAAUUUCGGAUUGAUUUCAAAAAAUAGAAAAAUGCUUUUUCUAUGUCAUGACAUCGUUGGAUUUUUCAAUUUAAGUUUAGAUUAGGAGAAACUUAAAAAGUUUCCGAAAAGCAAGUAAAAUGACUUUUUAAAUUAACGUUUUAAAUUUCUCCUAAACGGAACUUAAGUUGAAAAAUCCAACGAUGCCAUGACAUAGAAAAAGCAUUUCUCUAUUUUUUGAAACCAAUCCAAAAUCUAUAGCUCAAAAAAUGACGAUGAUAUCUUGUAAGCACAAAACGCGUAGUAGCAAAAAGAGAUUAACACUAGAAAUUUUCAGACGGUCUUAUGGGUGACUUUGCUGGGCAUUUACCUGAUUGCAAGGAUGGAUCAUACAGUCGAUCCUAUACUUUGGCCCUGCCAGCUCCAAAGCUCGCUUGCUUUACCAGUCUAAAUAUGCCGUUUUGUAGAACUCACCUGCGGCUAUACGAUACACUAUUUCAGUUUUAGUUUUGAGUUUUAGUUUUGAGUGAGCAAAGAUGCCAAAACCGGCUCUUUGGUUAGGAGCCACCAUGAACCUUAUGAAUAUCUUAGAAGCCCAAUACGCAUAUCUCCUCUAAAUAUUAUUUGAUGACACUCAAAACUUCGCCACAGACAUAUUUCUAGAUGCUCUUUCUACUAAUACCUUCAAAAUAUCAAAAUAAUAAAUCCAAGUAUGAUAAGUUUCUAGAGACCCCUUCAAAACUAACGGAUUUCAGAAACAUAAUUUGGCACUUUUGACCACCAGGAAUUGUAGCCCAUUUGAAAUUUUAUCUCUUCUGAAAUUCUCACCCUCCUGUACCUCUCGUGUGAGAAGGUAAACCUUUGUCAAAUCAUGAAAAACCACUAUAGCAUCUAGAUGCCCUCCACUAUUUUGUUUCGUAUUCGAUCAGACAAAACGUUUUCCGCAUGGAUAUUGCAGGAGAGAUACAACUUUAGAUGGGCUGCAAUUCCUAGUGGUCAAAAGUGCGAAAUUAUGUUUCUGAAAUCCGUUAGUUUUUGAGGGGGUCUCUAGAAACCUAUUACACUUGAAUUUAUUAUUUUGAUAUUUUGAAGGUAUUAGUAGAAAGAGCAUCUAGAAAUAUGUCUGUGGCGAAGUUUUGAGUGCAGGCCAGGUGUACUAUGGGCAUGCUAAGCAAACCAGUCUAGGUGCGCAAAUUCAUCCUGUCUAACCAGUUGUAUGUGGUUGAGUAUUAGUAUAUUUCUAGGUACAGGCGGCGGUGGAGAAUCAUAUCACAAUAAACUUGCAUGUUUACAGGCUUUAAGUUCUCAUAAAGUAAUGCGUGUUAUUGAUCCAAAAAUACUGGGAGAAAACGAUAUUGCGGCUGAUGUUGGCUUCGUAGGUGCGCCUACUGUAUUGAUUGAACAAUUACCAAAUGGAAAGGAAUGUGUUAAUGCGGUUAAAGUGAUUGAAAAGUAUUUAAAUACCAAGGUAACUGCUCUUUACAGUGGUGAGAUCGGUGGUUCAAAUGGAUUGUGUGGUCUGUUAGUAGCAUCAGAACUUGGUUUACCCUGCAUCGAUUGUGAUGGAAUGGGUCGAGCGUUCCCGCAAAUGGAUCAUAUUUUAUCGUUUAUAGAAGGUCAGCCAUGCUAUCCAACGUGUUUGUCAGAUGAAAAAGGAAAUUGUGUACUGUAUGACUGUAUAACAAGUAGUGGACAAUUGGAAAAGUUUAUGCGCUCAACUUGUACAAAUAUGGGUUUAACGAGCGGAGCGUGCAUGCCACCAAUGAACGGAAAACAACUACAGAAAUGGACUAUUCACAAUACACUAUCCUUAUGUUGGUUUUUCGGUUGGGCAAAAUUCAAUAAUAAAGCGUCAAUCAUUCAAUCUGUUACUCAAAUUGGUAACGGUUGGUUAAUUUUAAAUGAAGGGAAAGUUGUGAAUGUUGAGCGUCAUACAUCAGGUGGUUUUGCUCGUGGAAAACUAACAAUUCUUUCCCUUUCACGAGAGCAAAACUUGAUUAUUCAAUUUCAAAACGAAAAUUUGGUGGCUUAUUCUGAAGAAAAGCAAGAAAUAGUUGCAAGUGUUCCAGAUCUGAUAACGAUAUUAGAUUGUGAAACGGGUGAAGCAUAUUCAACCGAGAACAUCAAAUAUGGUUGUCGUGUAGCGGUUUUAGUCCUUCCUUCAUCGCCACUGAUGGCAAGUGAGAAAGCAUUGAAACAUGUUGGACCUAAAGCGUUUGGCUAUGAACAUGAAUAUAAACCGAGUGGAAAAUAUCAACAAAUUAAGUCAGUCUGGGAUGUCUACUACAGGCAAUAA